AUGCCAUCACAAUCGUUGACUGGCGGCCACAUUCGCUGGGAGCCACUCAUCCAUCGCACUCUGCAGGAAGAUGCCACCCGCCCCAACCGACACCUUCCUUGCAACGCCCUUUCCCAUAUCAGCUACCCGCAGCGGCUGUCGCAGCAGGAGCAUGGCUCUCGGCUUUAUUCAGCCAUCGUCACCUCCGACACUCCUGGCCCAUUCUUUCUCAUCAACGCCGCCCUUCAGAGCCCGACAGAGCUGCUCCGCAGCUCCAGCGCCACCUUCAUUGUCCCGCUCCGGCAGCCACCUCGGGAUGCAUCUCCAUUCUUUGCCAGGUGGCUGCCGGAUGUAGCCGUUUUCCUGGUUGAGCACUGUUUUUCCGUUCCAGUCGGUGUUCAGCGCUUCGAGGACGGAACGAAGAGUGCACAGGUGCAGGAGAGCAGCCGUGGCGUGGGUCUCGCGGAGGUAUGUCAAUUCAACGAAACACUGCCCUGUCAUAGUGACCGCUCUCUGCAGGCUGCCCUGAGUGAAGAAGAAGUCGCAGAGCUACUGAAGCUAGACCAAUUUGACUGGGGCGAUGAAAUCUUCACGGACCCCAUGCUUGUGGAGUCGGAGUCUCGGAAUGAGCAAGACCAUGCUCUAGACUUCAUGCAACAGACAGACACCAAGAGGAAUGGUGAAGUCUCUUCAGUAGCUCUCCUGGAACAUAACAUGACAAACACUGACAUGAGUUGUGACCCAGGCCCUGUGCCUCCGACCGUCGUGUUACCCAUUACUGCCCUGUCAAAUCCAGUCACGGAUUCGGUGACAGCAGCGAUGUUUCUUGAGUACGAAACAAUCUUCACCGAUGACAGUACGGGACUUUCACAUGACGGGCAGCCUGCCGAUAUCCUACCUCUAUCUUGCGCUGCUGGAGACGAGAUAUUAUGGCAACAGCGGUGCAUGGCGCGCGACCCUGGGAUACACCAUUUCAAUUGGCUAGGCCGACCCGUCUCGGAACGCAGUCAUACUCCCCCAGAAGUAUCUCUUGUUGUCAUCACCAGUUCUCCCAAACCCUGGAUGCAUGACAUAUCACGAGCCGGGGCCAUGAUGCGGCAAGCUCUCACGUACGUUGAUCCGGUUCUUUUCAAAGGCGAUAAGAGCAUCCUGUCCAGGUUUCGUGGCCAUGCAUUGAUGCAAGCUCUGCGGGGACGCGUUUGUCAAUUCUACACUCCGAAUGGUACAUGGCAGAAAGAUCAAAAUGGCCAUUGUGAUAUAGAGCCGUGGCCGGAUCCUGGACACCCGAGAGCCUAUUUAACCAGCCCAUGGCUGAUAGUUACCGGCUGGUUGGGAAGUGAUGACACUCCAACAAGGUUUAGUUAUAUGCGCGGGUCGAGUGCGCCGUUAAUUAGGCCCAGGGUGCGAAGAUCGGCAUCCUCUCUCAGUAUUUCAGACACCGCAUAG
This is a messenger RNA of Ophidiomyces ophidiicola, 1425 nucleotides long. RefSeq lists its product as uncharacterized. Bases 1 to 1425 code for a protein of 474 amino acids. Lineage: Eukaryota; Fungi; Ascomycota; Eurotiomycetes; Onygenales; Onygenaceae. The record is from RefSeq and is a predicted model, not a curated record. The transcript has a single exon.